UCAACUUGGUCCGAAAAUCGAUUAUUCCUUGUACUUGUUGGCCUAUUGGGUGACGUGCAGCGCCAUCGUAUUACGAUAACGCAGUGUAGUAAUUAAACGUUAAAAAUAUAUAAAUAUAUAGUGUCAUAAUUCAAUACACCAGUUAUGGGACUGUGAAAAAACCAUUCUAUACUCGUGAUCAUUAAGAUCAUAAUAUUAUACAAGUAAAAUCUGCAAUCAAGAGUCCUAGAAGUAAUGGUCAAGUUGAGAAAACAAAUGGUACUGUUAUCAAAUGUUUAACUAUGAUAACUGAAAGUGGGAAGAACAGAGAUUGGGAUAUAAAGUUAAUGGAAGUAAAAUGUAUCUUCUUUUUAAUGAUUCGAUAUCAAUAAUGAAACGACAAAAUGUGCGUACCUUAUCUUUGGUUGUAUGUACAUUUACAUAUUUACUGGUCGGAGCAGCUGUUUUCGACGCUUUAGAAUCAGAGACCGAAAGAAAAAGAUGGAGCCAUUUAUUGGAACUUAAAGCUGCUUUGGUUAGAAAGUAUAACAUUAGCAGUGAUGAUUACCGAAUGAUGGAAGUGGCUAUUAUAGAGAAUAAACCUCAUAAAGCUGGUCCGCAAUGGAAGUUUGCUGGAGCUUUUUAUUUUUCAACGGUCGUAUUGGCCAUGAUUGGCUAUGGUCAUUCUACACCAGUAACUAUAGGUGGUAAAGCCUUUUGCAUGGCUUACGCAAUGGUUGGUAUACCACUAGGCCUCAUCAUGUUCCAAAGUAUUGGUGAACGUUUAAAUAAAUUCGCCUCAGUGGUUAUCAAAAGAGCAAAACAAUACUUAAAAUGCAACAAAGAAGAAGCAACUGAAAUGAAUCUCAUGUUUGCAACUGGUCUUUUGUCAUCCGUUAUAAUUACCACGGGUGCAGCUGUGUUUUCACGAUAUGAAGGAUGGAGUUACUUCGAUAGCUUUUAUUAUUGUUUUGUAACACUUACAACAAUAGGCUUCGGUGACUAUGUUGCACUGCAGAACGACCAAGCUUUGACAACUAUGCCAGGAUAUGUAGCUUUGAGUUUGGUGUUCAUUCUAUUUGGACUUGCAGUGGUAGCCGCCAGCAUCAAUUUGCUAGUACUGCGAUUCAUGACUAUGAACGCUGAGGAUGUUCGCCGCGAAGAUAAUGAAUUACAAGGAGUCUCCCAACACGUGAUAACUGUGGACGGAGAAGUAGUGACUUCGGUAAACGGCAAACUUCUAGCCGGCCAUACUAUCGGUAGAGGAACAGAUAGCAACGAUGACGUGGACCAAGUGUCAGUGUGCUCUUGUACAUGUGUGGGACCCAUACAUUACGAUUACAACAGGGAUAUGUUACCCGUCGACCCAGAACCCAUUUAUUCACCUUCGGAAGAGCCCGUAGUUGUGUUCAAACGAGUCUCCAUCUAAAUUAUUUCAUUCGUACUGUCAAGAGCUUUUCAUUACAUUUGUUAAGUUUUCCGGUUUUAUGGUGCGAGAAUAUAUACAUUUUUUACAUA
Daktulosphaira vitifoliae (grape phylloxera) is the source of this 1497-nucleotide messenger RNA. Its product is annotated as two pore potassium channel protein sup-9-like. The coding region runs from base 338 to 1408 and encodes 356 amino acids. The record is from RefSeq and is a predicted model, not a curated record. Lineage: Eukaryota; Metazoa; Arthropoda; Insecta; Hemiptera; Phylloxeridae. The transcript is spliced from 8 exons. Gene Ontology annotation, molecular function: potassium ion leak channel activity. Gene Ontology annotation, biological process: potassium ion transmembrane transport; stabilization of membrane potential. Gene Ontology annotation, cellular component: membrane.